This is a messenger RNA of Cynara cardunculus var. scolymus (artichoke), 1920 nucleotides long. RefSeq lists its product as uncharacterized. The coding region runs from base 1 to 1785 and encodes 594 amino acids. The record is from RefSeq and is a predicted model, not a curated record. The transcript has a single exon. Lineage: Eukaryota; Viridiplantae; Streptophyta; Magnoliopsida; Asterales; Asteraceae.
AUGAAGAUCUCAUCCAAAUCAAUCUUAAGCCCAGGUCGAGCCGCCGGUGGCGGCGGAGGACGAGACCCACCAAACAACCUCUCCACCUCCCUCAGCCGUCGACUCAGAAACAGCGGCAGCAUAAAAGGCGGCGCGUCGCCGGCAAUGUUCCCAACCACCGCUAAAAAGAGAGGUAGUUUCGAAAACCCAGAACCCUCUUCCCCUAAAGUCACCUGCAUUGGUCAAGUUAGAGUUAAAACCAAGAAAAAACAAGCAAAAAAGCUCAGAACUUUGUCAAGAAGACAUAGCUCCGGCGAAGUUAGCUUCAGAAAACUAGAACACCAUCAAGAAAGCUGGCCGGCGCCGGUGACGGAGCAGAGGAGUAAUCAGAAAUGGGUUCAUUUGCCGGUGACGAUUUGUGACGCUUUAAGAGCAUUCGGAUCGGAGUUCAGCUGCUUGUUUCCUUGCCGGACGGAAAGAGAGAAAGAAGAGAAAAUGGUGGCAGCUGAAAAUGAUCGGAGUUCUUGUGGUGCGGUGUUUGCACGGUGGUUGGUGGCGGUGCAGGACGGCGAUGGUGGCGGAGAGAGAGAUAUUGAGCUGGUUGUGGAAGAAGAUGAUGAAGAAGAAGAAGAGAGCUUUAAGAAACCAAGAAGACAUGUUUUUGAAGAUUUGGAGAUAAUAAAUGAUCGAAUUGAAGGGCACAAAGACGAAUCAAGAAUGAGUAUUUGCAUACCACCAAAGAAUGCUUUGUUGCUGAUGAGAUGUAGAUCUGAUCCCAUGAAAAUGGAAGCUCUCACAACUCGAUCUUGGGCACCCACCAUUGAUGAACAACUUGUCGAAGAUCAAGAACCCAUUGUUGAUUUGAAGGAAUCUCAACAAGAUCUUGAAAUGGAGCAUCGACAAAUCAUGGGUUUGGUUCAAAAAGAUCAAGAAAAUGAAGAACUUGAUGAUCUACAACAACACAAUCAAGAAAACCUUCAAGAAAAUCUGCAACAAGAAGUGCAACAAGAUGAAGUUGUUGAAGAUCAAGAUCAAAGAGAAGAAGAAAGUAUGUAUCUGGGGUUUUUAUUUGAAGAAGUUGUGAAUCAAGAUGAUGAGAUUCGAGAACAUGAAGUUGAUUCUGAAAUGGAGGAAGCUCUUGAAGAAGAAGAGGUUGAAGAGGAGGAAGCUCUUGAAGAAGAUGAAGAGGUUGAAGAGGUGUCGACAAUGGUGACUGAAACUGCAGAGAUCUCUGAAACCCAUGAAGAAGAAAUGGUUAACAAUGGAGUUUUAGAGGGAGAAAGCGAUGUGAAGGAGGAGAGAGAAGAAGUGUUGCCGGAAUGCUUGUUGAUGAUGAUGUAUGAACCCAAGUUAUCAAUGGAGGUAUCAAAGGAGACAUGGGUUUGCAGUACAGAUUUCAUCAAACGCCAAUCCAACAAGAGAAAACCGCCGCCGCCGCCGCUGCCGCCGCCAGCGGUGAAAUCCGAAGGUGGAGAUGAGUCAAGGGUUAGUGUUACUGUUAGUGCUACUACUACUACUGAUUAUGAUUUGAUGAGGGUGGCCGACGGUGGAUACGCGCCGGUGCUACAGAAUCCGGCACGGUCGUCGUGUUCAUUUCCGGCGCCACCGUCCAUGGCGGCUAUGUUAGAGCAGAAGCUAGCGGAUGCGAUGGGGUACGAGCCGUUUGUGCUGACAAGGUGCAAGUCGGAGCCGAUGAAAACGGCGGCGGCUAAGCUACUACCGGAGAGUUGUGUUUGGGAAAACAGGAAGUCGAAGCGGCUGAGCGGGGUUGCAUUUGGCGUCGGCGCGGCUGGGUUAGGGUUUUGAGCUAUGCUUCACAUGGUUGUACAUUGUUUAUCAAAAACAUUAUUUAGUGAAUUAGUGGGAUUGUACAAGUAUGUGAUGCAUGUGUUGUUUGCACAAUUUUUUUUAGUUGUAACAUGGUUUGAUUCUUAUUAUGAU